Molecule: messenger RNA, 1271 nt
Organism: Musa acuminata subsp. malaccensis (wild Malaysian banana)
Lineage: Eukaryota; Viridiplantae; Streptophyta; Magnoliopsida; Zingiberales; Musaceae
Product: PHD finger protein ALFIN-LIKE 8
Biological process (GO): regulation of DNA-templated transcription
Cellular component (GO): nucleus
Molecular function (GO): histone binding; transcription coregulator activity; transcription cis-regulatory region binding
Source: RefSeq, a predicted model, not a curated record
CAGUGCAGCCCUCUCUCUCGCUCGUGGUCUGAUGUGCUUUUGAAUCCCUCCUUCCCCUCGAAGUCUUCAACCGUAAUCUUUCCCCUCAAUGAAUUCGAAGCCCUAAGCCUCUCUCUACCUCCCUUCGAGCCCGUUCUUCGUCAUCCAUAGCGUCAAAUUCCCGCUCGAAUCCUCGAUUUCUUUCCCGUUAGCUUGUGGUCGAAUCGAGCAAUGGACGUGGGCGAUGGAGCUUACAGUUCUCGCACUGCGGAGGAUGUCUUCCGCGACUUCAGAGGCCGAAGAGCCGGCAUGAUCAAGGCGCUCACAACCGAUGUCGAAAAGUUCUACCAGCUGUGCGAUCCAGAAAAGGAGAAUUUAUGUCUUUAUGGGCUUCCUAAUGAGACUUGGGAAGUAACCUUGCCUGCUGAGGAAGUACCUCCAGAACUUCCUGAGCCAGCCUUGGGAAUCAACUUUGCGCGAGAUGGUAUGGAUGAAAAGGACUGGCUUGCCCUAGUUGCAGUCCACAGCGAUGCAUGGUUACUUGCCGUUGCCUUCUAUUUUGGCACACGUUUUGGAUUCGAUAAAGAAUCCAGGAGGCGGCUUUUCAAUAUGAUUAACAAUCUCCCUACCAUAUAUGAAGUUGUAACUGGUACCACAAAGAGACAGUUCAAGGAAAAGACCUCUAACAGCAGCAGCAAGAACAAGUCAAGCUCAAAGAUGCAGUCAAGACCGGCAGAGUCCCAAACCAAGGCUUUAAGGAUGCCAACUCCAAAAGAAGAUGAAGAUAGUGGUGCAGAUGAAGAGGAAGAUGAACAGGAGCAUGAGAACACUUUAUGUGGUGCCUGUGGAGACAAUUACGCUAAUGACGAGUUCUGGAUAUGCUGUGAUGUAUGUGAGAGAUGGUUUCAUGGGAAGUGUGUCAAGAUCACCCCUGCCCGAGCUGAGCACAUCAAGCAGUACAAGUGCCCGAGUUGUAGCAAUAAGAGGGCUAGAGCAUGAAACAAGAAAUGUUUUGGAUUAUUUGCCAAUUCUUCAGUACCGUUGGAAAACAACAUGUGCAGAAAACAGCAGACAUGUAAGCCCAAGUUUAGUUAGGUUCUAGACUUUGUUUCCUCAUGUCCUUGUUCGGUAUGUAGUUAACUAGUGCCGUCUAUUUGCGCAAGGGCUCGUGUAUGGGUGUGUUAGGUAAUCUUUUAUUUGCUGAAUAUAACUUGGUCCAUUAUGGUAGGGGCUCAGAUUUAGCAGCAUUGUAUUUUUUUGAGAACGAAAAUCAAAUUAGUAUGUUUGUCUAA